Messenger RNA from Meyerozyma guilliermondii ATCC 6260, 378 nucleotides. RefSeq lists its product as uncharacterized. The record is from RefSeq and is a predicted model, not a curated record. The transcript has a single exon. NCBI's taxonomy places the organism in Eukaryota, Fungi, Ascomycota, Pichiomycetes, Serinales, Debaryomycetaceae. The coding region runs from base 1 to 378 and encodes 125 amino acids.
AUGUCUAAACAAGAAUAUCAGGCUCCUACGGGUGCGCCCCCGAGCUGGAACCAAGCAAAUCUGACUUCUGGUGGCGGAUAUGUGCCCCAACAACAACCAGCUUACACACCAAACGACCAAGACCGAGGGUUCGGGGGUUUUGGAGGUCAUCAUCAACAAGGGUAUGGAGGCGGAUAUCAACAGGGAGGGUAUCCACCACAAGGAGGAUACGGAGGCGGAUACCAACAAGGUGGUUAUCCUCCACAGGGACAAGGAUAUUACCAACAACAGCAGCCAAUGUAUGUUCAACAACAACAGCGAGGAGGAGGAUCAGAAGGAUGUUUGAUGGCAUGUUUGGGAGCGUUGUGUAUCUGUUGUACUUUGGACAUGUUAUUCUAG